Aplysia californica (California sea hare) is the source of this 1175-nucleotide messenger RNA. RefSeq lists its product as uncharacterized. The record is from RefSeq and is a predicted model, not a curated record. Lineage: Eukaryota; Metazoa; Mollusca; Gastropoda; Aplysiida; Aplysiidae.
UCGGAGGCCUCCAUAACAAUAUGGGAAGGGAACAGCGAGGGAGGACAGCAUGGAAAAUCACUGGAGGUGCUUCCCGCAGUUUGCGCGCCUUGCCACGGCACUGUUGAAGUAGAGGUAUAUAAUAAUAUACUCGCUCAAGACACACUUCACAUGCAGCCGUCCAGUCUUUGCGGAGGACCGGGGUGACUGCCGAGCACGAUGGUGGAGGCGGAUAUUAAGGCUGAGCUGCUGUCCUCGGCGGUGAUCAAAGUCCGAUCAGUGUCCACCCAGACACGCCCAGACUGCGCCAAGACGAGGCUGGUGUUGACCAAGGUAGAGCCCGACGGACGUCUGACGAGGUCAGUUGGCAAGCGGUCAGGCUCCGAUCGCACGCAGGCUGGUCCAGACUACCUUCAGCUGAGUAAGGUAGAUAGUGGUCGAACAGUUCCAGAAGACGUUCACGUUGGCCCAGGUGACAUCCAGGGAAAUUCAACCAGCAAACGGACAGUGUCAGAUGAACCUCAGACGACAUUAGAUCGCGAGUGGACAGCACCAGAUAAAGGUCACACGACAUCAGACGGUAAGAAAGUCAACCCAGUUGGCGUCCACACUGGACCAGAUGGCAGCCAGACGUGGCCAGUUGGCGAACGUGUGGGCACGCCAGAUGGCAGUCAGAUGACAUCAGAUGACACGCAGUUAGGCCCAGAUGAGCUCAAGGCGGGCCAGGAUGAAGAGGGCUGGGAGGACAGCCCUGGCGGAGAGGAGACAGAAAGGCAGGAGGUCGUCUUCGCAGAGCGGAUCCGUCCUCUGGACCACUACUUGGAAGCUAUAAUGAAGAGGGUUCUCGAAUUUUCGGAAGACAUGGAGCAAGACGCUAUAGAAAACAACAAAGCCAGCACCACCUCUGCCAGAACCAGCAACACAGCAGAUGACCCAGCUAUCGCGGCCACAACAACAACCACUACCAACCCUGCCACCGCUGCCAUCACCACCACCACCACUAACACCACCACCACCACCACACCUGCCGCCGCCAACAUCAGCAACGACAGCAACUUUUCGGGAUCCGAGACGGAUGCGAGCAGCAGCAGCAGCAGCGGCAGCAGCAACAGUGGUGGAGAGGCGGAUCACAGCAACAGCAACGCUUCUCUGACAGAAGUCUUCGGCCGACUCUCCGUCCCCAGGCUCACUUUCAG